Molecule: messenger RNA, 1529 nt
Organism: Salvelinus fontinalis (brook trout)
Lineage: Eukaryota; Metazoa; Chordata; Actinopteri; Salmoniformes; Salmonidae
Product: distal membrane-arm assembly complex protein 2-like
Exons: 6
Coding region: 401-1147 (248 amino acids)
Source: RefSeq, a predicted model, not a curated record
GAAUAAUAGCUUACCCUACUGUCAUUCUCCAAGUUAUUUUGGCUUUGGUCUAGUUAGCCGAUAUUGACAGGAAAGGGUAGAGAAGAAAGAGAUUCACACAAUAUCUAGUGCUAUUGCCAAACAACAACUGUGAUGAUGGAGUAUAAAUCUUUAUUUAUUAUGGAAAGCCCUAAACGACAUAACUUGGUGUCAAAUUACAGUAGCUUCUUGAAUGCAAAGGUUGUACAGUGUAUAAUUUAGUGAAAUCACCUAUGUUGCGCUUCAUUAUUUUUUUCGGGUACUUUCCUUUUUGUGAGACUUCUUCGAGCGCCCCCCUGCGUUUUGAGAAAUAUCUACAAGGUAAAUAGAACACAAAAGCGCUAAGUUUGUCCCAAACCACUGCCCGUAGUACGUUAACAACAUGGCUGCUCCCUUGAUGUUGAUGCAGCGAAGCUGUAGGCAGGUGACCCUCUUGGCCGCCGCAUCGCGUUACUGGAGCUCUAUCCCUGUGGCUCCGCCCUCACUACAGUCCAGGCUCCUCCUCUUCCUCAGCCAGCGUUUCCAUGACAUUGAGACUAUCCUCAGCUGGAGCUCCUGGUUCAAGAACCGAGGUCUACGACAGAAGAAUUUUUUCUAUGGUUACACCCAGCAAAACUAUGGGGACAACAUUGCUGCUGCUUAUUGCAUCCUUAGCCUGAAGGGAGGAUUCAGGUUUGCAGGGCAGACAGAGUGGUUCCGAUCAGACAGAAGAGGGAAGUUCAAUUGGGACUUCAUGAACCACCGGGACACCUCCAUAGAGGAAGUGGAUGUCAGCAACACACUCAUUAACUACACGGGCCUGGAAAACCUGGUGAAACAGAGGGGGUUGCGUACUCUCUCUGUGAGUGGCUGCGCUGAGGUGGAUGACUGGUUCCUGUCCCGCCUCCAUAUCUUCCAGGACACCCUGGAGGAGCUGGACAUUUCGAACUGCCCCCGAAUCUCUGUGGGGGGCCUGGCCGCACUGCAGAAGCUGAGGGGUCUGCGACGGCUGAACGUGUCCUCCCUCCCCAAGCUCCAGAACCCUGGGCUGGUCGCCAUCCUGCUGGAGGAGAUGCUUCCUCAUUGCCAUGUUACUGCUGUCGGGUACGACCACAGCCUGAUCUACAGCCAAACACAGACAGACGGCUAGACGCCCAGACACAGAUAAAGGCCCAGGCUGACGCUGGACGUCAAAAUCUGACUAGAGAAGUGGAGAGACACAAUCAAAAUUGGGCAUGGUGACAAAUGCUCUUAUUCGCUCUCUUUUUGUUUCUUUAACUAACAGUCACACAGACAGACAGACAGACAGGGGGGGAUGCCCAUUUAGUGUGUGAUGUAGAGCCUCACUGAUUUAAAAAAUGAUAAAUUAUCAGACAAGUGCUUUACUUACUUGUAGAGCAACAUUGUCGUCCUUAAGCUAUCAAAAUUAUCAGUCUAAAAAAUGUUCCUUCAAAAUAUGUAUAUUUGAUGAUGGUAUGGAUUAUUAUUAUUAUGUGUUGUAUUGGUGAUUUAAAUAAAAUAUUUGUAAAGUA